This is a messenger RNA of Melitaea cinxia (Glanville fritillary), 1012 nucleotides long. RefSeq names its product carbonic anhydrase 3-like. Lineage: Eukaryota; Metazoa; Arthropoda; Insecta; Lepidoptera; Nymphalidae. The transcript has 7 exons. Bases 1 to 999 code for a protein of 332 amino acids. The record is from RefSeq and is a predicted model, not a curated record. Gene Ontology annotation, cellular component: cytoplasm. Gene Ontology annotation, molecular function: carbonate dehydratase activity; zinc ion binding.
AUGAAGUCAGCCUUAAAAGAAUUAGAGCUGCACCAUAAUGAAUUGGAUAAAUGGCAUAAAUACGCGUCAUUUACUCGUACCCAGGAUCAAACGACAACACAUCCUAACACGUUGUUCGAUGAUGCUGACGAUAUACAACGUCAGCUUGAUAAUGAAGCAAGAGACAAAAUCAUGCUCGGAAAGCCUAAAACUGUAUGGGUAUUUCGAUUACCAACGGAAUUUCCACAAGGCAGUACAUAUUCGUUGCCACGUUGUGCCAGAAGAUUAGUGAAUCAAAACCAAUGGCACAAGUUGUAUCCUCAAUGCGGCGGGCGGUCCCAAUCGCCAGUUGACUUGCCAGCAUUUGGACUUAUUAAAGCCAAGGGUCGCCAUCUUCGUUUUAUCAACUACGAUAAUAUUCCACGCCGUCUGACUUUAAGUAAAAAUGGCAAACAAAUUGUGUUAUACGGUGAAUGGGAAUACUGUCAUCAACCACUAGUAUAUGGUGGAGCUGCCCACAGCCGACGAUAUGUCUUCCACUCCAUGAUUCUUCACUACCACUCAGAACACAGGAUAGGAGGCCUGCAGUACCCUCUUGAAACCCAAGUACUACACAUAUCAGCAGAGUUUAGGACGCUAGAAGAAGCGUUGGCGUCAUCGUCGCGUGACCAUCAAGCAUUACUGGUUAUAGUCAACCUGUACAAGUUUAAAAAUCACACACAUCGAGGCAUAGAAGAGUUUUUGAAUGUCGCAAACAGUUCACUCGGCAUUAACACUUCAAUAACUCCACGUGAUCUCGCUUUCUUUAAUCCCCCAUUGAAAGAGUACGUCUGCUAUCAAGGAUCUUUGACAUACCCGCCCUGUACUGAAACUGUUCUCUGGCUGGUGAGAGCAAGGGCUUUGCCGGUUACAAGAGAAAUUAUCAAGAUAGCUGCCAAUUUGUUCGAAGACGAUGUUAAAGGGUCGUUUAUUCGACAACCUCAGCCUCUUAAUGAUAGGAAAGUGUUCUAUUUUAAUUAAAAGUUAAAAUUUC